UUCUGUGCAAUCUGCUCAACUGAAGAGGCUACACAUGGAUAGUCAUGCAGAAAUAACUCAAUUUUAAAACAAGUCAAAAAACCCACAUCAUGAAGGUUCACACGCUGUCACAAACAUAAAAUUGGUUUUGAUAAGCCCACAGGAGAGAUAAAGCAAUUACCACUAAUAAAUAUGUAAACAUGCACACUUUGACCGUUAAUAAGGAAGUGACAGGCGGGGCAAAGGUCUCUGUGGUUUUACAAGGCCAAAAAGGAGAAGCAGCUAUUAUAGUAGUUACUUGCCAGUAUGAGAGGGGACCAGAGGUUACAGAAGGAGGACACGGUUAGGAAUUAAAAGUCAACACCACUGGCAAAAAGUUAAUAUCGGACGGUAUCUACCCAGGCACGGAGAAAUUCUUUGACAGCCUCAAGUAUUCUUGACUCUGUCAACACAUCAGUGGCAAGACUGAAAAUAGAAACCUGAUGAUUAUCUUGGGGACAGCAAAAGAAUUUAACAAGUUUUUGGUAUGUGUGUAGCUUCAUAAACCACAACAAUGACGAAGCCGUUAUUUUUCAAAGUCACCUCAGACCAGCUGUUACUCUGCGUCUUCCUGAGUCUGCUCUGGGGUGUCACUGACUCCAACACAACAACAGGUAAAACAACAGUGAUAAGUUCAUCAACCACUCCUCCAACAACCACUCCUUCAUCAACCACUCCUCCAACAACCAUUCCUUCAACAGCCAAUCCUCUAACAAUAAAACCAUCUCCUCGUAAUGCAGGAAUGUUUCAAGCAAUUGCACAAAACGAGACCAGUAUAACUCUGCAGUGGAAUAAAGUGGAUGACAUCCUCAACUACAGGCUUUUGUUCAAUGGAAGCGAGAUAAAUGUCACUACAUCAGCGGGAAAUCAAGUGGAACAUACAAUACCUGGACUCACAAGUGGGACUAAAUAUGUCUUUACUCUCCUUGCUGUGUAUGAAAGUGUCAGGAGCAGUGGAGUAACUCUGUCUGCAGUCACUGCUCCUGAAAAUGUUAAGGGAGUGGAAGUGUCAGGACAAAGUGAGAACAGUAUAUCUCUGAUGUGGGACAAGGUUAACAACAUCACAACAUAUCUGCUACAAUACGAGGACAAAGGCAGUUCCAAGGUGGAAAAUAUCACUGCAUCUGAUUCAGAGGCUUCAGUAACACAUGAGGUCUCUUCUCUCACUGCUGGAACCAAAUACAAUUUCACGCUUUUCACUGUGUUUGAGGAAGUGAACAGCACUGGAUACGCGUUUCAAGCCGUCACCGCUCCUGAAAAUGUUAAGGGAGUGGAAGUGUCAGGACAAAGUGAGAACAGUAUAACUCUGAUGUGGGACAAGGUUAACAACAUCCCAACAUAUUUGCUACAAUACGAGGACAAAGGCAGUCCCAAGGUGGAAAAUAUCACUGCAUCUGAUUCAGGGACUUCAGUAACACAUGAGGUCUCUUCUCUAACUGCUGGAACCAAUUACAGUUUCACGCUUUUCACUGUGUUUGAGGAAGUGAACAGCCCCGGAUACGCGUUUCAAGCCGUCACCGCUCCUGAAAAUGUUAAGGGAGUGGAAGUGUCAGGACAAAGUGAGAACAGUAUAACUCUGAUGUGGGACAAGGUUAACAACAUCCCAACAUAUUUGCUACAAUACGAGGACAAAGGCAGUCCCAAGGUGGAAAAUAUCACUGCAUCUGAUUCAGGGACUUCAGUAACACAUGAGGUCUCUUCUCUCACUGCUGGAACCAAAUACAGUUUCACGCUUUUCACUGUGUUUGAGGAAGUGAACAGCCCCGGACACGUGUUUCAAGCCGUCACCGCUCCUGAAAAUGUUAAGGGAGUGGAAGUGUCAGGACAAAGUGAGAACAGUAUAACUCUGAUGUGGGACAAGGUUAACAACAUCCCAACAUAUUUGCUACAAUACGAGGACAAAGGCAGUCCCAAGGUGGAAAAUAUCACUGCAUCUGAUUCAGGGACUUCAGUAACACAUGAGGUCUCUUCUCUCACUGCUGGAACCAAAUACAGUUUCACGCUUUUCACUGUGUUUGAGGAAGUGAACAGCCCCGGAUACGCGUUUCAAGCCGUCACCGCUCCUGAAAAUGUUAAGGGAGUGGAAGUGUCAGGACAAAGUGAGAACAGUAUAACUCUGAUGUGGGACAAGGUUAACAACAUCCCAACAUAUUUGCUACAAUACGAGGACAAAGGCAGUCCCAAGGUGGAAAAUAUCACUGCAUCUGAUUCAGGGACUUCAGUAACACAUGAGGUCUCUUCUCUCACUGCUGGAACCAAAUACAGUUUCACGCUUUUCACUGUGUUUGAGGAAGUGAACAGCCCCGGAUACGCGUUUCAAGCCGUCACCGCUCCUGAAAAUGUUAAGGGAGUGGAAGUGUCAGGACAAAGUGAGAACAGUAUAACUCUGAUGUGGGACAAGGUUAACAACAUCCCAACAUAUUUGCUACAAUACGAGGACAAAGGCAGUUCCAAGGUGGAAAAUAUCACUGCAUCUGAUUCAGGGACUUCAGUAACACAUGAGGUCUCUUCUCUCACUGCUGGAACCAAAUACAGUUUCACGCUUUUCACUGUGUUUGAGGAAGUGAACAGCACUGGAUACAUGUUUCAAGCCGUCACCGCUCCUGAAAAUGUUAAGGGAGUGGAAGUGUCAGGACAAAGUGAGAACAGUAUAACUCUGAUGUGGGACAAGGUUAACAACAUCACAACAUAUUUGCUACAAUACGAGGACAAAGGCAGUUCCAAGGUGGAAAAUAUCACUGCAUCUGAUUCAGGGACUUCAGUAACACAUGAGGUCUCUUCUCUCACUGCUGGAACCAAAUACAGUUUCAUGCUUUUCACUGUGUUUGAGGAAUUGAACAGCACUGGAUACGCGUUUCAAGCCGUCACUGCUCCUGAAAAUGUCACAGGAGUGGAAGUGUUAAGACAAAGUGAGAACAGUAUAACUCUGAUGUGGGACAAGGUUAACAACAUCCCAAAAUAUUUGCUACAAUAUGAGGACAAAGGCAGUUCCAAGGUGGAAAAUAUCACUGCAUCUGAUUCAGGGACUUCAGUAACACAUGAGGUCUCUUCUCUCACUGCUGGAACCAAAUACAGUUUCACGCUUUUCACUGUGUUAGAGAAAGUGAACAGCACUGGAUACAUGUUUCAAGCCGUCACUGCUCCUGAAAAUGUUAAGGGAGUGGAAGUGUCAGGACAAAGUGAGAACAGUAUAACUCUGAUGUGGGACAAGGUUAACAACAUCCCAACAUAUUUGCUACAAUACGAGGACAAAGGCAGUUCCAAGGUGGAAAAUAUCAUUGCAUCUGAUUCAGAGGCUUCAGUAACACAUGAGGUCUCUUCUCUCACUGCUGGAACCAAAUACACUUUCACACUUUUCACUGUGUUUGAGGAAGUGAACAGCACUGGAUACGCGUUUCAAGCCGUCACCGCUCCUGAAAAUGUUAAGGGAGUGGAAGUGUCAGGACAAAGUGAGAACAGUAUAACUCUGAUGUGGGACAAGGUUAACAACAUCCCAACAUAUUUGCUACAAUACGAGGACAAAGGCAGUUCCAAGGUGGAAAAUAUCAUUGCAUCUGAUUCAGGGGCUUCAGUAACACAUGAGGUCUCUUCUCUCACUGCUGGAACCAAAUACAGUUUCACACUUUUCACUGUGUUUGAGGAAGUGAACAGCACUGGAUACGUGUUUCAAGCCGUCACUGAUCCUGAAAAUGUUAAGGGAGUGGAAGUGUUAAGACAAAGUGAGAACAGUAUAACUCUGAUGUGGGACAAGGUUAACAACAUCCCAACAUAUUUACUACAAUACGAGGACAAAGGCAGUUCCAAGGUGGAAAAUAUCACUGCAUCUGAUUCAGAGGCUUCAGUAACACAUGAGGUCUCUUCUCUCACUGCUGGAACCAAAUACAGUUUCACGCUUUUCACUGUGUUUGAGGAAGUGAACAGCACUGGAUACGCGUUUCAAGCCGUCACCGCUCCUGAAAAUGUUAAGGGAGUGGAAGUGUUAAGACAAAGUGAGAACAGUAUAACUCUGAUGUGGGACAAGGUUAACAACAUCCCAACAUAUUUGCUACAAUACGAGGACAAAGGCAGUCCCAAGGUGGAAAAUAUCACUGCAUCUGAUUCAGAGGCUUCAGUAACAUAUGAGGUCUCUUCUCUCACUGCUGGAACCAAAUACAGUUUCACACUUUUCACUGUGUUUGAGGAAGUGAACAGCACUGGAUACAUGUUUCAAGCCGUCACCGUUCCCUCACAGGUGACUUUGGUCAAUGUCACUGAGCGCUCUACAACCAGUAUAACCCUGGUGUGGAACGUGGAUGUGGAUAAAGGCUGGAGCUACUUUCUCCAAAUGAACGGGUACAGCAUUCUCCUAAAUACAUCCACAGGUGUUGUGUUACAUAGAUUCACAUCUCUCCAGCCUGGAAGAGCGUAUCCAUUCAGCAUCAUCACUCAGUUCUCUGGACUCAACAGCACUUCUUAUGAAGACUACACAAUAACACGCAUAGACUGUGCCAGUGUACGAUGGCAUGUUACUACCUCAUCAAUCCAAGGAAUGGUUGAAGGCCUGUUCACAAAUGCAACAGCCAAAUACAAAUCACAAGAACAUGUCAGUCCUGGCGGUCCAAAUGUGUCAUUUACUGGCCUUUACCCUGGUGCAACCUAUGAGUUGUAUCUUUGGUAUGAAAACAACUCCAAACACUUGGACCAGUGUGAACACAAUCUGACAAUCAUUCCUCCAUGCUUAAAUGCUCGCUGUGAGCACUGGGAUGCUGGAUAUUCUGUCCGUAUUGCCUGGGAUGAACCGGAGGGUGUGUGGACUGCAGUGGAAGUGAAUGUGACGGGGAAAUCUUAUAGAAAGGAUAAAGAUGAUGGACAUUCUAUCGUAUUAUCUGGAUUCCUACCUGCCAAACAUUAUGAGGUGUCUUUAACUUCACUGUCUGGGACUGGAAAGGGUUCUGAGCAGCAUUCUGAGCCAUUUGUUUUUUCAUGUGCUACUGAUUCAAGGGGAGUCAUUGCAGGUUCAGUGUUUGCUGUGCUCCUUUUUGUUGUCCUGGUCUGUCUUGUUGUCUUCAUUUUGCUGAAAAGACCAGAUAUUAUCAGAAGAAAAAAGCUUGUCACUGUUGGCUCCAAACAAUCAGAACUAUUUCGGUGGCAAAGUUUCCAGACCACUUCUACCAAUUACGUGGGGACGACAACCGGGGUUUCAGCCAGGAGUAUGAGAGCCUCCUUCCUGUCGGCACGGGGCAGACACAGAAGACGGCUCUUCUGCCUGAGAACAAAGCGAGGAACCGGCUCGACAGUGUCCUGCCAUGUAAGCCUGUGGCGAGACGACGACUGGUGCCGGGUGAAGCUAACUACAUCAGAUCCCAAUGCGACCUCUGACUACAUAAAUGCCAGUUACAUGCCCGGCUACAACAGCGACAGAGAGUACAUCGCCACUCAGGGUCCUCUGCCGUCCACAGUGAAUGAUUUCUGGAGGAUGAUCUGGGAGCAAAAAGUGACAGGCAUCGUCAUGGUAACCAACUGCACCGAGGGAGGACGGACUAAGUGUGAACAGUACUGGCCUGCCAACAGUGAUCCUUGCCGUUAUGGAGAGCUGACAGUCACCAUGAAUUCUGAGCAGCAGGAGCCAAACUGGACCUUGAGGGACUUUAGGGUGAAACAUAGUAAGACCUCAGAGGAGCGCACAGUGAGACAUUUUCAUUUCACUGCUUGGCCUGACCAUGGAGUCCCACAGGGCACAGAAGUCCUGAUCCAGUUCAGAGGACUGGUGAGACAGCACAUCCACAGAGAAGGAGCUGGAGCGCCAACUGUGGUUCACUGCAGUGCUGGAGUGGGGCGGACUGGAACUAUCAUUGCCCUGGAUGUGCUGCUUCAGCAGCUUGAGAAGGAAAGAGCAGUGGGCAUCAAUGCCUUUGUGCACAAGAUGAGACUGAAUCGACCUCACAUGGUGCAGACGGAGUCCCUGUACAUUUUCCUGCACCAGUGCAUCAUGGACUGUCUGCUGACAGACAAGAAGGCUGAGGAGCACGUGUACGAGAACCCAGACCCGAUAUACGACACAGAGCUCCAAGUCUUUCACACAAAUCCUUGAGACUUUCAGCCCUGCAACUAAACUAAAAAAAACUGCUAUAUUUAGUUUAAUUACAUUAAAUUUAUAUUCAUAAGACACUUAAGAUAAUGUUUACAUUUAAUUUUUGUUCAUCUCAUUUGUCAAACAUGUAGUAUAAUGCAUGUAGUAUAAUACU
Molecule: messenger RNA, 6242 nt
Organism: Acanthopagrus latus (yellowfin seabream)
Lineage: Eukaryota; Metazoa; Chordata; Actinopteri; Spariformes; Sparidae
Product: receptor-type tyrosine-protein phosphatase eta-like
Exons: 28
Coding region: 533-6088 (1851 amino acids)
Biological process (GO): protein dephosphorylation; angiogenesis
Molecular function (GO): protein tyrosine phosphatase activity; cadherin binding
Source: RefSeq, a predicted model, not a curated record